AAACUGCUACUACUAUCUAUGGUUCGAAUUUUGAAUUUUAUAGUUUCCUCAAGCUUGUAAACCAAUCCACAAUUUAAAUAAAUCGUUUUUAUUAAAGUAUCUGUACUUACAUACUAGAAGCGAUUUAAAAAUACUGUUAUAAAAACAAUAUGACUGUUGGGGAAACAGGCCAAAAUUUGCCAUGGGUUGAAAAAUAUCGCCCAAAAAGAUUGGAUGAUUUAGUAUCUCAUGAUGAUAUAAUAAAAACAAUAAAUCAAUUUAUGAAAGAGAAUCAGCUCCCACAUCUACUAUUCUACGGUCCUCCUGGAACCGGGAAGACAUCUACCAUUCUAGCCUGUGCCAAACAAAUGUACACUCCACAGCAAUUUAGUUCGAUGGUGUUGGAACUUAAUGCUUCUGACGAUAGAGGCAUUGGCAUUGUUAGAGGUCAGAUACUCAGUUUUGCCUCAACAAGGACUAUAUUUAAAGCAGGACCUAAAUUAAUUAUACUUGAUGAAGCUGAUGCUAUGACAAAUGACGCUCAGAAUGCACUAAGGAGAAUACUUUUAAAGUUGAGACAAAUUGGAGUUAUGUCAGAUAGCGAUGAUAAUGAAGUUCAGGGUCAAACAAUCAAGAUCACUGUUGUCGGUGAACCCGCGACUGGAAAGACUAGUUUAUGUACACGCUAUCUGGGGAGCAAUGCGAGUUAUACAGGUGGAACUCAAGGAGCUGAAGUGAUGGCCGGCCAGUGUCUGGGGCUCCGCCCCCCUGUGCCUCUGCAGUUGUGCGAUGUGGCCGGUAACGCAAUUCAUACAAAAAUGCUGGCUAAUUACUUGUAUGCCUCUGAUAUUAUACUCUUCGUGUACGACUUGACAAAUUUGCAAAGUUUUGAGAAACUGAAAUUGUGGGUUUCAACUAUUAAGAACAUUAUUGAAUCAGAAACAAAGAAACCUCUGUUGGCAUUGUUUGGUAACAAAUCUGAUUUGGAACACCAGAGGGCCGUCAGAAUAUCGUGCGUGCAAAAGUUUGCAUCCGAACAUUUGUUGGAAAAUUUCAAAGGUUCAGCGAGAACCGGAGAUAUGGUUAAUACUCUCUUCACGACUUUAGUAAGUAGAGUAAUGGGAGUGAAAGUGAGUCGACUGCCGCAUUCGUCGGUCAACACAAAGUCGCCUGUGCUCAAGGAGAACGAAAUAAAUUGUCAUUCACCGCUGCCCCUGCAAGCCGAGCCCACUCAUACUCUCAUCAUGAAUAGAAAAGCGUUGAGGAAAAUCCAAUGGAAAGCCUCUUCGACAGUUUGUUCUGUACAAUAAAAUAAGUUGUUUAAA
Molecule: messenger RNA, 1304 nt
Organism: Bombyx mori (domestic silkworm)
Lineage: Eukaryota; Metazoa; Arthropoda; Insecta; Lepidoptera; Bombycidae
Gene: RfC3
Product: replication factor C (activator 1) 5
Exons: 8
Coding region: 150-1289 (379 amino acids)
Biological process (GO): DNA-templated DNA replication; DNA repair
Cellular component (GO): DNA replication factor C complex; nucleus
Molecular function (GO): GTPase activity; ATP hydrolysis activity; GTP binding
Source: RefSeq, a predicted model, not a curated record